Messenger RNA from [Torrubiella] hemipterigena, 1509 nucleotides. The record is from the annotation of a GenBank genome assembly. NCBI's taxonomy places the organism in Eukaryota, Fungi, Ascomycota, Sordariomycetes, Hypocreales, Clavicipitaceae.
GCCUUUUCAACAACGGGUUCCUUCUAGCCGCCGUUGAUCCUUCGUACUUUUUUUUCUAUGCACCUUUACAGUGACACCUGCAGCCUUGCCUAACUGCGCCGCCUCUACAGUCUGACUAUUUACCAUAAUUAGCUAGUCGCUACAAAUCAACAACGCCGCGGAGGAAACCCCCAACGCGUCACGACAGACGAGCGUCAUGGCCUUUGCCGUCAUCGGACGAGCAUCUCGAGUGGGUUUGUCGUCGUGGAGCGGCCGCGGAGCAUUUGCAACUAUGGCUAGCCUUCGCAGCUUCUCGUCGUAUCUUGUCACGCCGAAAGAACUGGACGAAGCUCUCAAGAAGAACCCGCCAUCGUCGAUUAGCACCGACCCGAGAGUAAUCCCCCUUUGCGCUUCAUGGUUCCUCCCCAACGAUGAGCGCUCCGGCAUCCAAGUCUUCCGCGAGCAGCGUAUACCCAAGGCCCGAUUCUUUGACCUGGACAAGGUCAUUGACAAGCGCAGUCCCUACCCUCAUAUGCUUCCCCAGGCGAAGCACUUCGCUGCGGCCAUGAGCGAGCUCGGCAUCCGCAAGGAAGAUACAGUGGUUGUCUACGAUACAAAGGAGCUUGGCAUAUUCAGCGCACCUCGUGUUGGAUGGACUUUGAAGAUCUUUGGUCACGACAACGUCCACGUGCUUAACAACUUUAAGCUCUGGGUCGAGGAGGGUUUCCCAACGGAAUCAGGAGAGCUCUAUAACGUAGAGUGCUGUCCGUACCCUAUUCCCGAGCUGAAUGAGUCAAGGGUGGCGGAUUACGAACAAGUCCGAGAAAUCGCACAGGAUUAUAACAAGGAGGGCGCUGAGGGCGUCCAAAUCCUCGAUGCUCGACCAAACGGCCGCUUCACAGGCGAAGCACCGGAGCCAAGAGAAGCCUUGUCUUCUGGACAUAUGCCUGGCUCCAUCAGCAUCCCUCAUUCAGAGCUCCUGGACCCUACAACUAAGGCCUUUUACUCCCCUGAGAAGCUCAAGAGCAUCUUCGAGAGCAAGGGCGUGGACCCUUCAAAACCAAUCGUCAGCAGCUGUGGCUCUGGUGUGACAGCUUGUGUUAUUGAGACAGGCCUGGAAGUUGCGGGCUAUGGCUCUCCUGAUUCCAGAAGAGUGUACGACGGUAGCUGGACUGAAUGGGCACAGAGAGUGCAGCCAUCCGACAACUUGAUCCUCAAGGAUCAGUAAGAAAUUACACCACGAAUAUACGGGGACCGAUUCUGACUUUACAUGUCUUUUUUGUUUUCGUUGAACUUCUAUACCCUCCUUUCCGUAUUGCGAGCCGUACGAGGAUCGCUUUUGUAUGAUUAUGUGAAAGAUCUUUAUUUCGUUGAUACUAUCCAAUCCAGCUCAUUCUGUUAUACUCUUGUCCAGUUCGUACAAUGUGUCCAAAUUCAACAUAUUCGCAUUCAUAAUAUCACAAUAAUAAAUCACGAUAAAUCAACAUUUUGCAGUCAUUACGCUGGUCCAACCAGAUAAAAUGACCCACU